Molecule: messenger RNA, 1590 nt
Organism: Prunus armeniaca (apricot)
Lineage: Eukaryota; Viridiplantae; Streptophyta; Magnoliopsida; Rosales; Rosaceae
Source: the annotation of a GenBank genome assembly
AUGUUGAAGACAAUGUGGUCACCAUUUUGGGAUGUUGUUGCUAGCAUUGAGAAAGAUGAAGCAGUCUUCAUCUUUCUCACCCUUUUAGCCCUACUGUUUACUCUCUUCUGGUUCCUGUUGCCUUGGAAAAAGUCAAGGAAACCAACCCCUCCAAUGCCACCAGGCCCUUGUGGCGUUCCCCUGCUAGGGUACCUUCCCUUUCUAGGCCCCAACCUUCACCACGAUUUCACAAAGUUGGCAAAAACCUACGGCCCUAUUUACAAGCUAAAACUUGGUAGCAAACUAUGCUUUGUGAUCACAUCACCAACUCUUGUCAAACAAGUGGUUCGUGACCACGACACCAUAUUUUCCAACCGUGAUGCCACCGUUGCUGCACAGGUUGCAUCAUACGGUGGCAUUGACAUAGCGUUUGGAACGUAUGGGCCGGAUUGGAGGCGGUUGCGCAAGGUGUUCGUGAGCCACAUGCUGAGCAAUGCCAACAUUGAUGCUUGCUAUGCUCUGAGGAAAGAAGAGGUUCACAAGUCUCUGAAUUAUAUUCAUGGCAAAGCUGGCAGCGCAGUUGAUUUGGGGGAGGUGGCAUUUUUGACCAGCAUCAACACACUCAAGCGCAUGAUAUGGGGAGGGACGCUGCAGGAAGAGAAGGGAGCAACUGAUAUUGGGGUUGAGUUUCGGAAGGUGGUGACAGAAAUUAUGGGGUUGCUUGCAAAGCCGAACGUUUCAGACUUUUUUCCUGUGCUUGCCAGGUUUGAUAUACAAGGGAUUAGGAGGCAACAACAGAAGGCUAUUUCUGUCACUGAAAAGAUCUUCACUUCUGCCAUCGAAAUCCAGAUGAGUAUGCCUCCAGCCGAAAAUGAGGGGCUUCAACAAAAACCUGGAAGGAAGGACUUGUUGCAGUUCCUCUUGGAGCAUAAUAAAGAGAGUGCAACACCGCUUACAAUGCAAGAACUCUUGGCCUUGCUCACGGACGUUAUGGUGGGAGGAACUGACACCACCACAACAACAGUGGAAUGGGUGAUGACUGAACUGAUGCAAAAUCCAGAUGAAUUGAGAAAAGUUCAAGAAGAACUAACAGAGAUUGUGGGGUUGAACACCUUGGUUGAAGAGUUUCAUUUGCCCAAAUUACAUUACUUAGAUGCUGUCAUCAAGGAGACCUUCAGAUUGCACCCAGCGCUGCCCCUGCUAGUUCCACGUUUGCCAACUCAAUCUACCACCAUUGGAGGCUACAACAUACCCAAGGGUUCAAGUGUUUAUCUGAACAUCUGGGCCAAUCAAAGAGACCCAAGUGUCUGGGACAGUCCCUUGGAAUUUAGGCCCAAGAGGUUCCUAAACGACCAAAGCAAGUUUGAUUACAAGGGCAAUAGGUUUGAGUAUCUUCCAUUUGGGUCUGGCAGAAGAAUAUGCGCAGGGCUGCCCUUGGCAGAGAGGACGCUAAUUUAUGUGCUGGCUUCAUUCUUGCAUUCGUUUGAGUGGAGGUUGCCCUAUGGAACAAAUCUUGAUCUUUCAGAGAGGUUUGGGGUUGUGACAAGGAAAAUGACUCCAUUAGUUGCCAUUCCAACACCCAGGUUAUCUAAAUUGGAGCUCUAUGCCUAG